AUGGCAGAUCAAGUCGCAGAAUCCCAUGAUGGCGAUGCAGCUGGAUUCUCGAGCGCCACAUUGUCGCUAGUCCCCAGCGAUUGCGAGGAGUUUGACCUUCACAUAUAUGCCAGCGACAUGUUACUCAUCGUGCAGUCUAAUAGCGAUGAUGCUGCUGCUCGUCUCUUGCACCUAAAAAAUGUUCGCGAGGACACACUCGCCGAGGCCCAAGCUACUGUCAAUGGCUUUUUUGACCAGUUCGAGCCUCUUGACAGCGGUCGCCCCGGCACAGUGUUCCAGAUGUUUGAUGAGGUCCACGAGGAUUCAAAGGACCAUAUUGAAAGGGCUCUGGAUUGCGUUGAAGAUGUCGAGAGCGAGUUGACGGAAAUUGAAUAUGAUGACGAGCUAUAUCCCAAGAGACCAACAAGCACGACUAACCACAACUCUAAUCCAAUUGCCGAAGUCUUGGCUGCCUGUGAUGAAUUUCUCAAACGGGUACGCUCCAUCCAGGCCAAGUCUACAGACUACGCCAAUGACACUGGCUCCAAGAGGUAUGCCAGAGUAGUGAUCAAGGGGGGCGAUCCCAGUCACGGGCACCUUGGUACUUAUGUUGGGCAGGAGAGCGUGAAGCGUGACCUAGGUUGCAGAUGGGAUGAACAAUCAUACCCGGGACGUCUGAGCACCAGCAAGAAUGAGAAAUAA
Clonostachys byssicola is the source of this 681-nucleotide messenger RNA. The record is from the annotation of a GenBank genome assembly. Lineage: Eukaryota; Fungi; Ascomycota; Sordariomycetes; Hypocreales; Bionectriaceae.